Messenger RNA from Rhagoletis pomonella (apple maggot), 1495 nucleotides. RefSeq names its product SREBP regulating gene protein. The transcript is spliced from 2 exons. NCBI's taxonomy places the organism in Eukaryota, Metazoa, Arthropoda, Insecta, Diptera, Tephritidae. Gene Ontology annotation, biological process: positive regulation of SREBP signaling pathway. The coding region runs from base 207 to 854 and encodes 215 amino acids. The record is from RefSeq and is a predicted model, not a curated record.
AUAAAAAAUUAUGUACUAGAUAAAUCGUAAAAUCGUAAUUUACAAUGUUUUAAAUUAAAAAACUACGUACAAUGGUGGUCACGCCAAUGAAGAUUUAGGUGGAGACCUCGAGGGAGCCCUGUAAACACAUGCGGCGCUAUGACUACAAUCUCGGCAGCUAGCGUGCCAGCAGUGAAGACUACGUCGAUUUAAGAUACCGAAGAACAAUGUGGCCACGCUUUCUUGGCCGACGUAUACUCUACAUUACCAUCACAUUACUUGCCGUAGUAUUUUUAGUAACGAAUUUACUUAAGCAUGGCGGUCUUAGCGCCCUACAUGCGGAUAAUGUGCUCACCGUUCAGCGCACACGUCCGCUCAUUUGGCGCACACUUCAGGAACACCUACUGCCUGACGAACCACAAAAUCGCACCAACGAUCCAGAUAUGCGUUGCCGCAACUCUGUGCAGGGACGCGAUUUGCUCGUCGAUGAUCGCGGCUUUCUCUGCCGUCGCGAACAUCUACUACUGCCCAGUAAUUGCUGUGAUGUGGAAGUGUCCGAAACAAAAUAUUACACAUGCGACACAUGCAAUGCAACGACACAUUGCUGUGAUAUGUAUGAAUAUUGUGUAUCUUGCUGCCUGCACCCGGCAAAGCGUACAUUGCUGGAGCUAGUCUUGCGCACAAUUACUGGACGGCAGGCAGCUGUAUAUGCCCAUGUAGAGGAUCAUUUCGAGUUGUGUUUAGUUAAGUGCCGCACCAACUCGCACUCUGUAGCCCAUGAAAACAAAUACCGCGAUGGGCUGCCCAAAUAUUGUUACGGGCAGACAGAAGCCCAUGAAUCGCAACGUGAAGUAUCAGGUAGUAUGGCACGAUGAUUGUACUGCUCCCAUUUACCCGGAGUAAAUAUGGUGGCGAAUGGGAGAUAGAAAAAUACAUUUCUAGUAGUGCGUAGUAAUUAUUUACAAUGACUGCACCCAGCUGUUCAAGUCAACUUCGUAAGAUUAUAUGAAGUAUGCAACGAACGCUUAAUUCUAUAUUAAAUACGUUUAUAUAUAAUUAAAAUGUUACCGAAUGUUAAAAUGCGACAUGGUGAACGUGCCGCUGCUGCUGAUACAUUUAUUUUAACAUUUGAGUGCUAGUGCUAGUUUCAUAUUCGAUAUCCUGUGCGAAUAAAAAUGAUUGUAACGUAUUUAAAUCUUAAUAUAAGUGUAAGCUUGUAGACGUGUUUCAAACUUUGGUUAAUAACAAAAUUACUCAUUAGCAGCUGAAAAUUUAACUGGCUUUGGGGGUUUAAAAACAAAAAUACCAUGACACAACAAUUUUAAGUAUUAAAUUAGAAUUUAGUUAGCACUAAUUUUAAUUUUAUAUCUUUUAAAUUAAGGUCUUGGUACAAGUAUAGAUAUAAGAUUGUUAGGUAUGAUAUGUUUUGAAGUAAUACUCUUUUUGCUUUAGUUAAGCAAAAGUAAAAUGUAACAUUAAUUACAUUAAUAAAUUAAAACGUAGUUUUUUCACAUUA